This is a messenger RNA of Xenopus tropicalis (tropical clawed frog), 1557 nucleotides long. It is a transcript of the gene ndufs2, whose product is annotated as NADH:ubiquinone oxidoreductase core subunit S2. Gene Ontology annotation, cellular component: mitochondrial inner membrane; respiratory chain complex I. The coding region runs from base 7 to 1386 and encodes 459 amino acids. Gene Ontology annotation, biological process: proton transmembrane transport. Lineage: Eukaryota; Metazoa; Chordata; Amphibia; Anura; Pipidae. Gene Ontology annotation, molecular function: NAD binding; NADH dehydrogenase (ubiquinone) activity; quinone binding. The record is from RefSeq and is marked provisional. The transcript has 14 exons.
GGGAAAAUGGCGGCACUCAGAGCCCUUGGAAGGCUGCGGGCACCUUCAGGGUUGUUAGGCAGCCGGUGGCUAAAGCUGCCCCAGCCCGUCAGAGGCAAGCAAUGGCAGCCAGAUGUAGAAUGGACCGAGCAGUAUGCUGGAGCCGUCAUGUAUCCCAGCCCCAUCACAGAGAAAUGGGUUCCGGCUCCUUGGAAUGAUAAGGACCCACCAGUUGAGAAAACGGUUUCAAACCUCACCAUCAAUUUCGGGCCCCAGCACCCGGCGGCCCACGGCGUGCUGCGACUUGUCAUGGAGCUGAGCGGGGAGUCUGUGAAACGCUGUGACCCUCACAUUGGCCUGCUGCACCGUGGCACUGAGAAACUUAUUGAGUACAAGACCUACCUCCAGGCAUUACCUUACUUUGACCGCCUGGACUAUGUAUCCAUGAUGUGUAAUGAACAGGCUUAUUCCCUGGCCGUAGAAAAACUGCUGAAUAUCCAGCCUCCGCCCAGAGCUCAGUGGAUUCGAGUGCUUUUCGGAGAGAUCACUCGCAUUCUAAAUCACAUCAUGGCGGUCACCUGUCACGCAUUGGACAUCGGCGCCAUGACCCCCUUCUUUUGGAUGUUCGAGGAGAGGGAGAAGAUGUUUGAGUUUUACGAGCGUGUCUCGGGGGCUAGAAUGCACGCUGCUUACGUUCGUCCUGGCGGAGUACAUCAGGACAUGCCUUUAGGCUUGAUGGACGACAUCUAUGAAUUCAUAAAGAAUUUCUCUAUCCGAGUGGAUGAAGUGGAAGAGAUGUUGACAAACAACAGAAUUUGGAAGAACAGAACUGUGGAUAUUGGAGUGGUUUCAGCUGAGGAUGCUUUGAAUUAUGGAUUCAGCGGUGUCAUGCUUCGUGGCUCUGGGAUCCAGUGGGACUUGAGGAAAUCACAGCCCUAUGAUGUGUAUGAUCAGGUUGAAUUUGAUGUCCCAAUUGGUUCACGGGGAGACUGUUAUGACAGAUACCUGUGUCGUGUGGAGGAAAUGCGCCAGUCAAUGCGGAUCAUCCUUCAGUGUCUGAACAAAAUGCCAGAAGGAGAGAUAAAAGUAGAUGAUGCCAAGGUGUCUCCCCCGAAGAGAUCAGAAAUGAAGCGCUCCAUGGAGAGUCUGAUCCAUCAUUUCAAACUUUACACCGAAGGAUACCAGGUGCCCCCAGGGGCCACUUACACUGCUAUUGAGGCACCUAAGGGUGAAUUUGGGGUCUACCUGGUAUCCGAUGGGAGCAGUCGCCCGUACCGCUGUAAGAUUAAAGCCCCAGGAUUCGCUCACCUGGCAGGUUUGGAUAAGAUGUCACAAGGACACAUGCUCGCCGAUGUUGUUGCUAUUAUUGGAACUCAGGAUAUUGUGUUUGGGGAAGUGGAUCGAUAAUCUGAUUGGCUCACACCAAAGAACAGCAUGACAGGAUUGGCUGGGAACCGGCAAAGCUCUUAUAUGACCAUGUGAUGGGUGUGGUUCUUCCAUCCGGCGUAGGCGCCACGUGUCCGUGUAUUUAAAUCCCCACGUUUCCGCUUUGAAUAUGAAUAAAUAUUAUGGUUUCUC